Molecule: messenger RNA, 705 nt
Organism: Brassica oleracea var. oleracea
Lineage: Eukaryota; Viridiplantae; Streptophyta; Magnoliopsida; Brassicales; Brassicaceae
Exons: 2
Coding region: 64-549 (161 amino acids)
Source: RefSeq, a predicted model, not a curated record
UCAAUCCCCUCCUCCCCACGCCGACAUUGUUGUCUCCGCCUCUCUGUCUCUCUAUUUUUCUCGAUGGCGACAAAGAGUGAAGCUCUUCCCUGGCGACUGCCCUUCUUCUCUGGCGUAACUAGUGCUCUUCUUCUUCGGCGUAAGCUCUCCCUCUCACGGUGUGUGCUCCGGCGUAAGCUCUCCCUCUCACGACGGCGUAAAGCGGUAAAGAUGGUAGUUCUGUCUUUGAUGCAUCACAUUUGUAUGGCCAGCAAAUACUGGAUUCCAAUGACACAAGGUGGAUAUCUCAGCCUUUUUCUACUCCAGAUCUUAUUGAGCAAAGAAACCUGCACAGAGCAAUUUCAUAUCCUGAACCACAGCAUCACCAGCGGCCACACCAGCAUCAGCAACAAUUUUCCAGCGAACCAAUUAUUCUACCAAAGUCAUCUGGUGGAGACCGCAAGAUCAGCAUGUAGGACAACCAAAUACGCAAUAUCAUUCUGGUGGGCUUCAUAUGGGAUCCCCAAAUCUCUCCCCUUUGCGUUGUUGUCUUUAUCUUUCAAUGUUUAGUGGUUUGUAUAAGCACUCUUUGUAUAAACAUUGUUUUGAAUCCAAGUUUAAAAGAACAACUUGUUGGAGAAUUUUAUUCUCUUGUCCAUUUCCUUGUAAACAAAGUCAAGGUUGUAAUCUUAAACCUCAGAAGCAAAGAAAUCUUAUGUAGAAUAU